Mesorhabditis spiculigera is the source of this 1332-nucleotide messenger RNA. The record is from the annotation of a GenBank genome assembly. NCBI's taxonomy places the organism in Eukaryota, Metazoa, Nematoda, Chromadorea, Rhabditida, Rhabditidae.
AUGCGCUCGCAAGACCGGAACAUGAGAAAGCCGACGCUGCGCCACCGCGAGGAUCGCCGGGAGAUUCGACGGGAGGGCCGACGCGAGGAGCAGCAAGAAGGAGAAGAGUCCUCCACCCCGAUGUCGCCCCUCAAUCGGGGGCUCGUCAACCCUUUCCGGUACAAGGACCACGAGCUGCCGAAGUCGGCCCCCACCAACGAUCCGCCUCCUCCCAAGAAGACGACCACCCCGCCGAUCCCGCCAGUCCCUUCCACUCCAGCCCCUCCUGCCGACGACCCGGAACCGCCUCGCCUCCAGAAGUCGGUGGAAGAGACGAUCCGCCUCGACCGAUGGUUCCUCACCCGCUUCUCGAUCGAUAACCCGUAUGAGGGGUUGCAGCAAGAGUUCACCUCCCUCCAACGGGACCCGUGGAUGGAGGACACGGUCGACGACAGUCCCUUCUUGGAGCAGCAGAUUGGCGACGAAAACGUCAAGCAGUACAAGGAAAAAAUCGAGCGCAUCUUCAGCGUCAACUUCCCGUUCGAAGAGCGGCUUCACCACGACGGUGACCCGGUAGACAAGCCGGUGGUGAAGGAGACGGUGCAGUACUGGCCGAUGGUCCCUGGAGCUGUCUUCUAUUUCAUGCCCUUCAAGAUUACCUGCAUCACCAGCGUCCUCAAGUACGCGCCGAACGUGCUGUCGCACGACAACUCGAACGUCGUCUACCGGGUCUCGCGGCUGAUGGUCGAGAUGGACAACCCUAUGAAGAUGACCACCGAGGGGAUGUCGGAGGAAGAGCCCGAUGACUCGUCUUGGCAUGAGGAGCUAGCCCCUCAGAAUAACCCGAAUGGUGAAAAACACGAGGUGACCCACGUGUGCUACCUGCGAUGGCCGGACGGACGGGUGCCAAUGCCGUGGCCACAGGGGAGAGAUACGUACAAGGAUGCUGGAUGUCGGCUUGUGGAUAUCAUGCUGGAGGAGCUCUCCUCCGAGUCCGAAACCCCGAUCGUCAUCCACUGCCACGCGGGCAUCGGCCGUACCGGGGUGGCCAUUGCCCUUCUCAUGGCCCUUGAGCAGUUCCACGAGACCAAAGGCACCAACAUCAAGGGCCUCGUCACCUAUCUGCGCUGCUACCGCCCGCGUUCCGUGAUGAACCACUGGCAGUACGCGUACAUCAACGUCCUCUUCGCGCAGAAGCUCCUUCGCGCUGGCCACAUCUCGGAGACGAUUGGCGGGCACAAGUCGCAAGAUCUCUUGGACAAGGUCUGGGACCAGAUGGAGGCCAUCAUCGAUCGCGUCAACGCCAAGUACGACAGCUUCCUCACCUACUUCUACGAGAUCGGCGUCAAGGUG